Molecule: messenger RNA, 756 nt
Organism: Meyerozyma guilliermondii ATCC 6260
Lineage: Eukaryota; Fungi; Ascomycota; Pichiomycetes; Serinales; Debaryomycetaceae
Product: SDR family oxidoreductase
Exons: 1
Coding region: 1-756 (251 amino acids)
Molecular function (GO): oxidoreductase activity, acting on the CH-OH group of donors, NAD or NADP as acceptor
Source: RefSeq, a predicted model, not a curated record
AUGACCAAACAAACAAUUUUUAUUUCUGGUGGAAAUCGUGGAAUCGGUUUCGCAUUGGUAGACUUAUUCUCCAAAGACCCAGAAACCAAGGUUAUAACCACUUCUAGAUUCCCAGAUUCUGCCACAGACUUGCAGGAGUUGGCAAAGAAAAGAUUCAAUGUUCAGUUCGUCAAGUUGGAUAUUGCUAGUGAAGACAGCAUCAAGACUGCCGCGGCUGAAAUCGCCAAACUCACCAGCCACAUCGACGUCUAUAUUUCCAACAGUGCUUACAUGAACUUGACAAAAACUUCGCAGACUCCAAGAGAGAGCUGGCUUGCUCAUUACAACGUCAAUGUUCUUGGCGCCAUUCAGUUGUUUCAAGAAUUGCUUCCGUUGAUCAAAAAGAGCGAUGUCAAGAAAGUAGUGUUCAUUUCAAGUGCUGGAGGCUCGUUGAGUUCAGACAUUCCAAUUCCUGGCUCCGCUUACGGUCAGUCCAAAGCAGCCCUCAACUUUACUGCUCAAGACUUAUCAAAGGAAUUGGCGCCAGAAGGGUUCACCAUUGUCCCGGUUCAUCCUGGUGUGGUAGGCACUGAAAAGGGUGCGGAAGUAGGACAGCAAAUUCUCAGCUUAGUGCCACAAAUUGCCGAAGUGUUUGCUAGCAUGCCUUCUUUGACGCCCCAGGAGUGUGCCGAGGCUUUGCAAAAGCUCAUCAACAACUUGAAACCCGAAGACACUGGAAAGUUUUUGAACUUUGAUGGUCUGGUUUUGCCUUGGUGA